GGGCUACGCCGCGUGGAGGCGUGAGCGGGUUCGCAGAGGGACGCUUGAGGCCGGAGGGAGCCAGGAGGGCCAGAGGGAAGCUGGGAGCCGGCAAGCGCGCUGGUGGUGGUCGGCUGCCACGAUGUCAGCGCAGUGCUGUGCGGGCCAGAUUUGGUCCCAGUGGCUGUGGGUACUCAGUGCUCAUGAAGGAAGGACACUGACCCUUGACAAUGCUUUUCAUGGAAAUGCUGUUGAAACCAGCACGUUCUAGAAUGUUGAAACCUGUGUGAGAAACCUCCUGUCCCAAACUCCUUUCCGACAACCCUCCAGAAUCGUGUCGUGACAGUUAUGGAAAAGAUUGUGAAAAUCUUGGAGCUUUAAGUGAUUCUCUGAACUCAAAAGGGAAAAACUUAAGAACCUGAAAUGAAGGAAACACAAGAGCCAAUUUCUGGGCCAGGCAAAUACACAGCUUCUUGUUCAACUUGCACUCUUAGUUGGCCUGCUGCUGUGGGAAUGCUGGCUGCUCCUACUGCUGCGGCUGCUGCCCCAAGAUCCGCCAGUCCCGGAGCACCCGCUUCAUGUACGCGCUCUACUUCAUCCUGGUCGUCAUCAUCUGCUGCAUCAUGAUGUCCAACACUGUGGCCAACGGGAUGAGGGAGCAUGUCAGGAGCUUAUCCUAUAUAAAUAAUGGCAUAUGUGCAAUUAUUCUCCAUAUUUAUGCAUUUCAAGAAAAAUAUACCCGUGGGACUUCCCUGGUGGUCCAGUGGAUCCCUUUUUUCGAAGAUAUCUGUAAAGGCAUUAAAGCUGGCGACACCUGUGAGAAGCUGGUGGGGUAUUCUGCGGUAUAUAGAGUCUGUUUUGGAAUGGCCUGUUUCUUCUUUAUAUUCUGCCUCCUGACCUUGAAAAUCAACAACAGUAAAAGUUGUAGAGCCUAUAUUCACAAUGGCUUUUGGUUCUUUAAACUUCUGCUGUUGGGGGCCAUGUGCUCAGGAGCCUUCUUCAUUCCAGAUCAGGAGACCUUUCUAAAUGCCUGGCGCUAUGUGGGAGCCGUCGGAGGCUUCCUGUUCAUAGGCAUCCAGCUCCUCUUACUUGUGGAGUUUGCACAUAAAUGGAACAAGAACUGGACCGCAGGCACAGCUAGCAACAAGCUGUGGUACGCCUCUCUGUCCCUGGUGACUCUCAUCAUGUACUCCAUCGCCACGGGAGGCUUGAUUUUGAUGGCAGUGUUUUAUACACAGAAAGAUGGUUGCCUGGAAAAUAAAAUUCUUCUGGGGGUAAACGGAGGCCUGUGUCUGCUUAUUUCAGUGGUAGCCAUCUCACCCUGUGUCCAAGAUCGACAACCGCACUCUGGGUUAUUGCAGUCGGGUCUCAUCAGCUGCUACGUCACGUAUCUCACGUUCUCAGCUCUGUCCAGCAAACCUGUAGAAGUAGUUCUAGAUCAACAUGGGAAGAAUGUCACCAUCUGCGUGCCUGACUUCGGUCAGGACCUGUACAGAGACAAAAACUUGGUUGCUGGACUGGGUACCACUCUGUUGUGUGCGUGCAUCUUGUAUUCCUGUUUGACAUCGACGACCAGAUCAAGUUCGGAUGCUCUGCAGGGGCGGUACGCAGCUCCUGACCUGGAAGUAGCCCGGUGUUGUUUUUGCUUCGGCUCUGGUGGAGAGGACACAGACGAGCAGCAGAAUGUGAAAGAGGGCCCGAGGGUCAUUUAUGAUGAGAAGAGAAGCACUGUCUACAGCUAUGCCUAUUUCCACUUCGUAUUCUUCUUGGCUUCCCUCUAUGUGAUGAUGACCGUCACCAACUGGUUCAACUAUGAAAGUGCCAACAUUGAAACCUUCUUCAGCGGGAGCUGGUCCAUCUUCUGGGUCAAGAUGGCUUCCUGCUGGAUAUGUGUGCUGUUAUACCUGGGAACGCUGGUCGCUCCCCUCUGUCGACCCUCUCCGCACUUCUCCGUGUGAGGAUCGGAGCAAUCUCCUAGGUUCUGCAGGCUGGAAGUGACGUCCUUUGAACAAACAUACCAGGAGUCUGAGCAGUGACUGGUACUUUGUGACAAGCUGGCAUUCCCCCUGGCUGGCUUGAGUGGGUCUAAAAAAACUUAACAGGCGGAAAAAAAAUCACCUGCUUAUCUUUUUUAAUUCUGAAAUUUGAAAAGAAGCUACCAGUUUGUCCCCCGAAAAUUGAAAUUUUCACCCGAGUGGAUCCUGAGUGAUAUAUUUUGUAUGUGUCUUACCCCUAAAAACUGGGAUAGUAGUUAGGCAAGUAUUUUCCUUCUGCAUGUUUUUACCAAAACAGAGUUUGGGACAUGACAUUUUAUCACAGGGAGAAAAGCUUACCUUGUGUGGCCUAUUAUUCCUAUCCUUGAAAUAGAAAAACAUGACAGAAUCUGGGGCCCUAAGCUCCUGACAGAACGCAGACCCCUCUCCCACACCUCGGCCUGCGGGACCCCUGCUCCUGGUUCCCUGCUAUUUAUUGGCUACAAGAGGAAGCAUCUGCUUUUAACUCCACCCUUGUGCUGUUUCCUCCCAGCCCCCAAACGUUUCCCUUUGAAGUUGUGAUGCUGGGAAUCACAGACUUCACUCUGUCCUUGCCCUUCCCAGAGCUCCCCUCAUCCUUUCUGGGUUCAACAUCUUUGUUGUAAUGUGAAAAAGCACAAUUUGUCAUCACCACCCAUGUGAUCCCCCACCAGGUUAUCACUACCUGAUCUGAGUUACUGCAAUACUAUGACUCUUACACGUGGUGUUACUCACUGAUUAGAGAACAAUAUUCGUGUUGUUUUCUUUGCUAUAGUUCUUGUUUGUGGAUUGAUAUUCAUGAUACUUUAGGGCCUUACCUGGGAAGUUGCUUCUUGACUGAAGCCUGCUGCGCCCCUCUUUCCAUUACUAAAGUCAGCCAGUUUUCUCUUCCACUUGAGGCCUUCGAAAUUGUAAAAGCAAAAGGACUUUUGUUUUCCAGACCUGUAAUGUGAGCACGCCGUUAAUGUCCAUUAUGAUUUUGGGGGUGGAUUUGCUGAGGUGAGGACCACAGGCAACACCUCAAACAGGGCUGACCAGGUAAGGCCUCCAGUUAUACAAGUUGUACAAGUGACCAAAUAUACUUAGAAGAAAGGGUGGGUGGGGGGGAGGUAUUUAACUAAGCCAUAAGCAAAAGCCGCAGAAAUUUCCAGAAUACAUACUUUUAAGGUGAUACUGAAGAAAGAUAUGACUCUAGGCAGCUGCCCAAGAAGACGUCCAUUUUCAGUGCUGAUACUCUCAGCCAGGGAAGAGUUUACGCAGUGGAAAGUCCAUCAGAGACCCUGGUGGAGGACGGUGGGCACCCUCCUCUUAGUAUUUCAUGCGGGAUGGAAAGAAUCCUCUCAGCACCCAGGCAGAGAGGGUCUGAGGAUGAAAAGAUUUGGCCUGUACUUUUGUGCCCUGCUGUAUGCAUUGGGUCCCACCUAAGCUGGCCUCCAGUGUGCCAAAUGCCGGCCUGAGAAAUUAGUCUAGUUCUUCAUUUCCACUCACUGCUUUGCCCUCCUUUCAAGAAAAUUGGGGGGCGGGGCUCAAACAAUGGAUGAAUUCCUCCAGGAACUUAUUUACAGUGUUGGAGAUUCGCUCAUUGUGUGUGUGUGAGAGCCUUGUUUUGUAAACUUUAUCAAGUUGUUUUCAGACCAGGAGCUCUUUGAGCUCGGUGGUCCAGAGAUCUUCUGUAGGCACAAAAUGAAUGGCCGCUAUGCGUAGCCCGAGCUUAAGCCAGUGGGAGUGUGAGCUCUGUGGGUCGGACAGGUGGAGGGAGUGGGGUUGUGUGUGUCGCAGCAUCCUGGCAGAGGCCACCGCAGCGGCCGGUGCAGUGACACGGGCUCUGGGUAAGCCGAAAGGAGAGGCAGCUCAGGAGCCGGGGUGCCGUCAGUGACUGGUUUCGUUGUGUCUUCUCCCUGCUGGGGUCUAGUGGGGUCUGGCAUCCAGCCGUGUGACUUUAGAACUGGCCCUUCUGGCAGGUCAAGGUCAAGCUGACCAGGCCCUGUGUUCCUUAGCGGGCCUUCGUUGGGCCCUUCCUGUGCCGAAGGAAGCUCAGGGAGACACAGAGGAAAGGACAUUGCCAGUGGCCAGGCCCUCGGAGCUUCCUUCCUUAGCCGCCCAAAUUCUCCUACAGCCAACCCCCAUUUUCCAGCUGCUUAAGACUAAUAAUGUUCCUUUCUGAAGGUUGGUCUGACACAAGAAGGAGAGUUACAGUCACUCUGAUUUUAUUCUCAACUGAAAAUUUAAGCAAGCUUAUCUGAAUGAUCAAGAGAUGUAGGUGUUCUCUGAGGACAGAGGGCAUAUAAAUAAGUUGACUUUAAUGAUUAUUAAUUGUAAUAAACAAUACUCAGGUGAUAAGUCAACAUUCAUGGGUUUAAAAAAACCUACAUUUUUGUGCUAUUGUGUUUUAAGAAACUGGAAACAUUGUGCCAAUUGCUCUGAGUUGCUCUUAAGGAUGAUGUUCAUUUGAUAAAUUCACUGAUAGUCUUUUUAAAAUAAUAGACUUCUGCUUCCUACAACUUUUUAUACAUGAUUUAAAAAGUGCAUUCCCAGAAGCUGCUGGUCAGACUCCUUUAGUGAUGAAAGCCGAAGAUAUUUUAAAACUGUGUAUGCUUCCUCUGUGCCGUUCAUCCGAUGAGGAAAUUUUUUCCCCUCUCUUUUUCAUGAGUACAGACACUUAAGUAGGGGAAGGGAUUCUUCUGGGAGUGUUGCAGUGUAUGUCUAGAUGUGUCACCUGACUGAAGACCAGAGACUUUUUUGUCAAAGGCUUUUGGAAACCCUACUUUGUCCUCACUGGGUUGAAUUUUUUAAUACUGGUUAGUUGGUUUUUUUGUUCUCACAGUUUCUUGGGAAAUGGCUUGAAAGAAUUGUUCCAGAGGUCUUUGGAGCUCCUUUGUAGAGUAGAUGGGCCAUGUGCAUGUGGACUGAUGGAGGGUGGGGUUAUUGGGGAUUUCGGGUUCUGGUGCCCAUCAGAAUGGCUAACAGAGGGGCUCCCACACCCCAUUGUUUAUUUCCAGUUGCUCAGCGGUGCCUUCAUUAUGGGUGACCUCUGUGCAGUGCUAAUUCCCCCCCAAAUUGUCACCUUCUGCCUUUUUAAGAUUAUGUGCUUAAUUUUGGCCAGAAGUUUACUACCAUUGGUGCUUCCUGUUACCCUGCAAAGGGAAUUCCAGAGCCUGUGUGCAUUUAAGCUGCCUAGGCCUUUUUUCUCCUUUGACUGCCUUUCUAACGAGCAUCUCGUCUUGGUAUGUAUUCAUGUCCUACCCCUCUUGGAAGUGAAAGACGGUUUUAGUUAUAACUAAGAAGGUUGUGACCUUGGGCCAAGACCCCACGUGUCCAGAGAGCACGCUGGGCCCUCCUUAAUCAGGUACAGUGCCAAUGCCCCUGGAUUCAUGGCAUUCUCUAUAGGGUAUUCUCCUUAAUUUACUAAAUCCCUUUGGCCUUGUUCUUAACUGUGUUUCCUGCCAUCUUUAAUAUAUUUGUAAAGCCUCAGAUAUUUUAAUCCAGUUUUGCAUUUUAGGCAGAAAUGCGUUCUCUAAUGUUAGACUUGCUUCACAGGACACAGAUCUUUUGAAUUGAUGCUAGCCAUUCUAAAGACCUCUCGCUCUUUUUUCUUUUUUUCACCCUUCCUCAGUAAAUCAUUUGCAGAGGCGUUCAUUUUGAAAGGAGGAAAUAUUUGGCUUUUACCAAAGAGGUGUUCUUUUUUUAAAAGCAAAAUCCUUUCAGCAAAAACUUACUUGGGGAAGGGUGGAUUAAGAAUGCAUUUGUCUACAUCCACUUCUAUAGGUGUUUAAUCAUAUUUAUGUGAGUAAAAUGUUGGAAGAAUUCUUUUUUUUUUUUUAGAAGAAUUCUUUAAGGUAAUCCUUUGUGGUGAAGGAUCCUGGGAAAUUCUCUCAGGUAAAGAAAGCUUGUAGCAGAUGGGUAAUAUAUGUCUUGAGAGCUAUUUAUAAGAAAUUUAAGGAUUGUUUUGUUUUCCUUUAUUAAAGAUUUAAGGUUUUUUUACUUUGCAAAAAAAAAACUACAAAAGUUUUAUAGUCAUAACUUUGUUACUUUUUUUUUUAACUUUUCUGAAAUAAUUAGAUGUAGCCAAAUUAUGUGGUUAUGUUUUGCUGUGUUAGAAUUUGAAAAUGUAAUAUGUGUGGUAAAUCUACUGUUUGAAAUUUAUAAUGCUCUCAGAUAUGGUUGGAGUUUUGGUAACUUUUAAAAUAGUUAUUGUUUUUCCUUUAAGUCACAAAGGCAACUAUGGAUUUAUGUUUGUUAUCUUGGAUGCUAAUUUUUCUAUGAAGCAGCCGAAGUUGACCAGUCUUUUCCUAGGUAGAAUACUCAAAACUUGUUAACUUUAAUAAAAUUGAAAACUGUUGUUUUUUUCUCCUUCUGUUGAAUGCAUUUGUAAUUAAAGUCUUCCAGGUACUGUUU
Messenger RNA from Aethalodelphis obliquidens (Pacific white-sided dolphin), 6386 nucleotides. RefSeq names its product serine incorporator 5 (gene SERINC5). The coding region runs from base 558 to 1937 and encodes 459 amino acids. The transcript has 14 exons. Lineage: Eukaryota; Metazoa; Chordata; Mammalia; Artiodactyla; Delphinidae. Gene Ontology annotation, cellular component: membrane. The record is from RefSeq and is a predicted model, not a curated record.